AUGACUGCGAACCACCCCCGACGAGCGGGUGACGAGGAAGCACACCCCAAGACCGAAGGCCGCUUCAAUGCGAUAGAGCCACUCACUCGGUUACGCGGUGCUCUACCAACUGGUCUCACUCAAUCCGCGAAUCCUGAUACCCAUCCUCUCCCUACCACCACUUCAGACCGCCGCCGCGCCUCCAUUAGUGCGGAUUCCCUCGAUCGAGAUGCGCAUCUCUCGGAGAAGGUCACAGAACAACAGGAGAGUGGGCAGGGAUUGACUGGAACGUCUGCAGAGGGAGAGACCGUGUUAUACCUAGCAUACGGCUCGAACCUGGCCUCUCAGACCUUCCGUGGUAUGCGCGGGAUCAAACCGCUCUCGGAGAUUCGGGUGCUUGUACCAGAGCUCCGCCUGACAUUCGACCUCCCCGGGAUCCCAUACGCGGAACCGUGUUUCGCAGGCACACAAUAUCGGGAUCCCGGCUUUGUCCAUAAUGAAGACAGAGAAUCGCAAGAUAGCGACCUAUCUAUCAUCGAUGGGGACUUCUUAUCAGAAAAGGAGCCACUUCUUGUCGAGACGCGAGAGGUACAAAGCUCAGAGGCGGACAGGAAUCGGUGGCAUAAACCGCUCAUUGGAGUUGUUUAUGAAGUGACUUUGGCCGAUUAUGCGAAGAUCAUCGCUACAGAGGGUGGUGGCCGCGGGUACAGAGACGUGGUCAUUGAUUGCUAUCCCUUUACGAAGGGCUUCAAGUCUACCGAUCCAGUCCCAGAUCAUCCUGAAACCACCCCAUUCAAGGCCCACACUCUUCUAUCACCUAGCGCAGAUGAGGAUCGAAAGAAGAAAGAGGCUGCCAAACAUGCUGAUUCCUCUGUCGUGUAUACAUCAUGUCCCAAAUCUUCUGUAUUUGGUGACGUGGGACCGAACAUGCGUCCCGAUCCUGAGUAUGCGCAGCCUUCGGCCCGCUACCUGAAUCUGCUUGUCACAGGCGCUGCCGAGCACGACCUGCCAAUCUCAUAUCAAAACUACCUUUCUCAGAUCCACACGUACAGGAUCACGACCUUCCGCCAAAAGGUCGGGAAAGUGAUUUUCCUUGUUGUAUGGGGUCCGGUUAUUCUCUCUCUUCUGGGAUUCUCGAAGAGAUUCGCGGGUCCAGAUGGACGAAGCCCGCCUUGGCUGGUGAACUUGUCGAAUGUCGUAUUCGCAGGGCUGUGGACCAGCUAUGAUUAUUUCUUCAAGAAAGUGUUUGGAGAUGGCGAGCGCACAUUGGAAGAUACCCCGUCGAUUUGA
Messenger RNA from Penicillium cataractarum, 1269 nucleotides. RefSeq lists its product as uncharacterized. The coding region runs from base 1 to 1269 and encodes 422 amino acids. Gene Ontology annotation, molecular function: gamma-glutamylcyclotransferase activity. The transcript has a single exon. NCBI's taxonomy places the organism in Eukaryota, Fungi, Ascomycota, Eurotiomycetes, Eurotiales, Aspergillaceae. The record is from RefSeq and is a predicted model, not a curated record.